Messenger RNA from Diabrotica virgifera virgifera (western corn rootworm), 3326 nucleotides. RefSeq names its product trichohyalin-like. NCBI's taxonomy places the organism in Eukaryota, Metazoa, Arthropoda, Insecta, Coleoptera, Chrysomelidae. Bases 380 to 1813 code for a protein of 477 amino acids. The record is from RefSeq and is a predicted model, not a curated record. The transcript is spliced from 2 exons.
ACUCAUAUCACAAAUAUGUUCAUCACAGUUUCUUUAUCCUUCUACUUUUAACAACCUCUGUUUGUAAUUUGAUUAAAAGAAUAAUUUAAUAUUUAAAAUCUUGAAACUCAAAGCUACAUAAAGUCAAAAUUCAACUACAAAAAAAAUUAUAUAUUUUGUCCCUGGCAAAAUGAGUAAUUCCCGUGUUACAAACAAAAAUUGUUUGUAAAAAUCAUAGAUGUCUCUACUUUCAACGACGCUGACAGCCGGAAGCUUGUGAAUCACCGCUGUGACUCCUAACCUAUUUGUUAAGCAUUGGAAAGCAACGAGAGUGGAUGUAUUACUGUUUAAAGCACUGCAACCACGUGUGUAAUAUUCAACAGUGUAAUUCCCGGGAAUCAUGGCUAAACUUUCCAAAGAAGAGCUUUUACGAAGAAAACGAGAAAGGGAGAGAGAAAGACGCAGGAAAAUAAGAGAAGAUCCAAUCAAAAGAGCUGAACAACAACAAAAAGAAAAAGAAAAGUACCUGAGGCAACGAAAAAGUAAAAUAAAAAAAUCUAUCAAUGAGAUGACUCCAAGACAACAAAGACUGAAGAGGAAACAAUGGAGAACUAAUUUAGCUGCAUUCAGACAAAGACAAAAAGCUCUGAAGGAGACUGGACAACAUUUGGAAAACAAUACACCCCCAAAUUCUUCAGAUGAAGAAAAUGUACCAGAAAACAUUAGAGCCGAUAUUGGGCGAAGAAGGGCUAUUCAAAAUAGAGUUAAAAGACAUAGAGAAAAAGUAAAAACAAGAGAGAAAAUUAAAAAGCUAGAAGCUGCACUAGAAAAAUACAAAAAAAGGUAUCAGAGACUUAAAGCGGAAAAACAGAAAAAAGAGCUAGAGAUGAAACAGCCUAGAACUCCUUUAACACCACUAACGAACACUGAUUUGAUUAUCGAUGAAACACCGUGUACUCCAAGAAAGAAACUUAAAGUUGAUGAAAUUAAGAAAAAGAUUCUUUUUGGUCAGGUUAUGGAGGAACAACUAAGACAUUCAUACAAAGAGUGUGAGCAAAAUAGAACAAAGCAAGUUAUAAAGAAACUUAUGUCUGGAAAUAUUAUAAGAAAAUAUGGAUUGAAAAAAUACUGCUCAAGAAAGAUUGGGUUUAGGAAUUUGAGCCCCAAAAAAUAUCAAAAUAAGUCUAUCUUAGUACAUGAAAAAAAAAGGUCUGUAGGUAUGGAUACUGUUCAACGACAGAUACAUAAGUAUUUUAACGAGGAUUUAAAUUCGAGAAUUUGUGCUGGAAAAAAAGAGUACAUAACUCGAAAUAAAGUAACGAAACAGAAACGAUAUUUAGCAGAUACAAUGAUUAACCUUCACAAGAGAUUUUUGAAUACUUAUCCAGGUAUUAAGGUGAGCUACGCGUUUUUUUACAGAUGUCGUCCGUUUUGGAUAUUGCAAAUGAAAGUUUCCAGUAGAGAUACUUGUAUGUGCACUACACACGCAAAUAUGGAGCUUAUUACUUCUAGUUUAUUUCAAUUCGGAGUUUUAAGUUCAAAAAAUUUGACUACCAUUAUUAAAAGUUUAUGCUGCGAGAAAAAGACUGAAAAUUGUCUAUUCCGUGUGUGUGAAAAAUGUCAAGAGGCUGUUAUAACAUACAAUAACCACGAUAAAAACAAGCCUGUCAAAUAUUAUAAAUGGUCAACAAAAAAAGAAGGAUAUUACGACCCCAAAAGUAACACAAAUAAAACUACGAUUAAAACCGUAAAAAUUCUUGUUACAAUAACAUUGGGAUCUUUAAUUAAUGAAUUUGAAUCCAAAUUGACUGGAUUUUUGGCACACGAAGCAUGAAUAUGUCAACAAUUCCAGGUAAUUUCGGGCCUUAAGAAGCAACUUUCGCAGAAAUCUAUCCUAAUACACUGCGACUUUAGCGAAAAUUAUAAUUUAAAAUAUGCCCAAGAAACACAAUCGUUUCAUUUCGGAGGCUCAAGGCAACAAAUCAGUUUACAUACAGUCGUCGUCUACAAAACAACUGCAGAUUCUAUUGUUAAACCUACCUCUUACUGUACGAUGUCAGAAUGUCUUAAGCAUGAUGUUCCUGCUAUUUGGGCCCACUUAUUACCAGUGCUAAAGGAUUCAAUAGGAGAUGCCACUACAGUUCACUUUUUAAGUGAUAGCCCAGCGACCCAAUAUCGCAAUAAAUUUAUGUUUAAUUUUUUGGUCAAAAAUUUAAAUCGACACUUUAGUCAAAUAAAAAUGGUGACAUGGAAUUAUUGCGAGGCUCGACAUGGAAAAGGACCACCUGAUGGUAUUGGAGGGGUAUGUAAACGAACUGCUGAUCGUAUUGUAGCACAAGGAUCUGAUAUUGAUUCACUAAGAACACUCAUAGACGUGCUUGAGAAAAAUUGUGCAAAGAUUAAGUUUUAUGUCAUCACGGAACAAGAAAUUAAUAAGAUAAGGCAACAAGUGGAACAAAAUGAUAACCUUAUUUUUAAAGGUACUAUGAAAGUACAUCAGGUAGUAACAAAAUUUUCGUCAAAAUGUUGGUUUCGCAGUUUGUCUUGUUUCACGUGUGAAGAAACAUGCCAUCAUUAUGGACUUGGAUGUUUGAAGUAUAAAGAUUUUGAUUCUAAAGAUGUUCCCUGUACAAGCAAGACUUCAAAGUUGAGAUAUGAAGAUGUUUACAGUGAUUCUGAAGAAGAUGGAGUUGUAAUGUCUUCAAAAAUAAAACCAGGUUGCCACAUUCUUGUCGAAGUUAAAAUUGACGCUAAGAAAAAUGUUUCCAAUGAAAAAUACAAAUAUGCAGCUAUAUGCCAAAGCGAGAUGGAUGAAGAUGGAGAAGUUAAGUUAUGUUCCUCAAAAUAUGCGAAAGUAAAUCGAAGUUAUUUAGUUUGGACGAAGAAGACAUCUCAUAUGUAGAUUUUAAUAAUAUUUUACGUAUUCUUCCGGAUCCAACUCUUGUCUGCAAAGGCAAUCGAAUUUACUAUUCGUACCCAACGGAACUUGACGUUUUUGAAAAAUAAGGUUUUUUAGUUUUUUAAGAUUUAGAAACAUAUUUAGGUUAUCUUUUUUUAUUUAUGUUUGAGUUAGAAAGACAUUUGAUUUGUAUACUUUUUACAUUAUAACACACAUUUUAUAAUCACUAGUAUUUUAUUGUAAUUCCCAUGCACUUGGCGUAAUUCCCGUGUCUGCCCUUUUCAGAAAAUUGUAAAAAAAUCAAAAACCGGUCUUAAUUCAGAACGUUUUUUGAUAAAAUCUUUUUUCUAAUAAAAAACCACAUCUAAUAAAAUGAAAAUUUGAUAUCUUAUUUGAACUUUUUUGUUUGCCAAAAAUCUGUAUUAUGAGACUCACUUUGCAGAGAAUC